Messenger RNA from Vigna angularis (adzuki bean), 861 nucleotides. RefSeq lists its product as uncharacterized. Lineage: Eukaryota; Viridiplantae; Streptophyta; Magnoliopsida; Fabales; Fabaceae. The coding region runs from base 37 to 861 and encodes 274 amino acids. The record is from RefSeq and is a predicted model, not a curated record. The transcript is spliced from 4 exons.
GAGGAGAUCAGGGCCGAGGUGAGGGCUGAAUUCCAGAUGCUAUACCAGCAGCAGUUUCAGAGCAUGCGCCCGGUGCCGUCUCCUAUAGAGGAACAUGUUAUCCCUCCCCCUCCCACAGGGAGAAGCGCGAAAGGAAGUUGUUCCGCAUCAGCCAUCCCAGAGGAUGACAUGGACGAUGGUAGUCCAUGUCUGCUAUACAUUUUAGAGGAUACUGAGAUGGUGCUGGUAGCUCGUGGAACAGAGUUUAGGUCAGCGACUGUAUGUCAUGGUAUGCAACUAUUAGAGGAUGAGGUGAAGGUCUCAGUGGAUGAAAUGAUCAUACCAGAUGCCUCGGUUCCUCUGUCCACGGAAGAGAUUUUCACUGUGGAACAAGCAUAUAAGUCGUUUAUCAGUUGGCCUAAAUUUUUGGUUAAACCAGUUUCUGACCCCUCGACGCAGGCACAAGAGAAGAUUCCUCUAUCUGAGGAUGACCCUCUUUCUUCAUUGCAUCUACUUGCUGACAUCCUUGAUGAUAAGCCUUUGGAGGUUGAGUAUGAUGCUAAUGUAUUUGGGCAAGGCUCUAAGCACACUUCAGAUCCAGUCACCGUCGUUCUCCGCCUCUGCCAUCUUCGUCGGCAACUAUCGGUUAUGGAGGGCGUCGCCGCCUCUACCUCGCAGCCGCCGUCUUCUUCUCUCCUAGGUCAAUACCCGCCACCACGAGCUCCAGCCCCGACGUUUCCGACCCGGCAGCAAGAGAGGUCGCAGCCAGCAAGAAAGGUCGUCGUUGUCCUCCAGCAUCAAACCCUCGCCGACGGCCGCCCAUCACCUCCCCAUGCAGUGGCUGCCAAGCCUAGGAAGGAAGGGGCUCGCCCCCUUGUCUGA